Messenger RNA from Adineta ricciae, 7184 nucleotides. Lineage: Eukaryota; Metazoa; Rotifera; Eurotatoria; Adinetida; Adinetidae. The record is from the annotation of a GenBank genome assembly.
AUGUCUGAAGUUGCAAAUGGCAGUGAAGUUUCACCGCCACUUGUUAAUUUAAAAUCUGAUUCGCGACAAAAUGGACGGGGCUCUAUCAGUACAGCUCAACCUUCAACAGCAGCCGUAGCUUCAUCGAAGAAUAAAGUCAGUGGCACUGACCGUCAACAAGAACUUGCUCGACAAGCAAAAGCUCUUCGAGAUGAACGUCGAAUCACACUCGAUGGUCGACAUGAAUAUCUUUUUUCUACGCUCGCUGAAGCAGUUGGAAUUGAUUCUGCACAAGUUGAAGAUCAUAUUCUGGGAGAUGAAAAAUUCGAUUGUAUUGAUGAUUUCUUUCUUGCCGGUGGACGACGAGUCUUAAUGUUUUGCUAUCAAGAACCUAAAAAUCCCGAACUGAACCAACCAGUUUAUGGUCGUAUGACCAAUGCUGGACCGAAAAAACGUGUAAUGAUUUGUACUGGUGGUGAAUCAACGCCAUUAACUGGUUCAUUGUAUUAUUUUAUUCGACCCAAUUCGACAAAAGCAAUUACAUCAUCAAGCAUUUCCAGUGAUGUCGUUUUUGGUCAAUUAGAUGCUUCUAAUGGUAAAAUGCUCGAAUCAAUUGACCAGCUAUUAGCAAAUAUAGUUAUUCCAUUGUUAAACCAAUAUGAAGAUUGGGGAGCUUUAAAAAAUCGUGGUAAUCUCAAUGUACAAGACUUUCUCGAUGCUAUGGGUCAAUUCACAGCUACCGUCAAUGGUGCCAAUGAUAAUAUCGCACACCAAGUUAAAUUGGCACCGGGAGAUAAUGAUAAUACUUUAUCGACAUUAGCAACACCACAUGAUUAUCAAGUCAUGGCAGCUAAUAGUGAAUUCGUGACCGAAUGUGAAAAUUUAAUGGAGAAAUGGUGUAAACAGAUCGAAAAAAUCUUAGCGGAAAGCGAACAGAUCCGACGCGAAGCUGAUGACGUUGGACCAUCAGCUGAAUUAACUCACUGGAAACAACGUAUGGCGACGUUUAACAACCUUUUAGAACAAAUCAAAUCCCCCCGAUGCCGCGCCGUUGUUGGUGUUCUUCAAAUAGUCAAAUCGAAACUGCUAAUUCGUUGGAAAGAUCUGGAUGCUCGAAUCACCGAUGCUGCCAAUGAAGCUAAAGAUAACGUUCGAUAUCUAUACACAUUAGAUAGAUUUCUCAGUACACUCGAUCGAAGCAAUCUCAAUUCAAUUUCAGCCAACAUUCCUAACUUGAUGAACGCAGUUCGAAUGAUCCAUAGUAUUUCUCAAUAUUACAAUUCCUCCGAGCGCAUGACAUCCUUAUUCGUGAAAAUAACAAACCAAAUGAUCAACACAUGCAAACGUUACAUUCGAAAUGGUAACAAUCGUCUUUGGGACGUUCCAAAACAAGAACUCAUCAGCCGAAUGAACGAAAGUAAAAAAUUGAACGAAGAAUAUCAAGGGAACUUUCAUAAGACCAAAGCGAAAUUACAAGAAUCAGCGAACGAACGUCAAUGGAAUUUCAGUGCAAACUAUAUCUUCGGCAAAUUCGAUGCAUUCUGCAAACGUCUCGAUCGUAUUGUCGAUGUUUUGAAUACUAUCGAUAGUCUUAGUGGUUUACAGAACAUUCGUGUCGAAGGUUUAGAACCGAUCGUUGUAAAAUACCGUUCAGUUGUCGAUGCGAUCAAGAAGAAAAACUAUGAUAUUCUCGAUCAUCGUAAACCAGAUUUUGAUACCGAUUACAAUGAAUUCAAAUCACAAAUCGAGUAUAUUCAAGCUCAACUUCAAAUGUUUAUCGAUUCUUGGUUUCGAAAGUCAUACACGGUGGAACAAUCGUUACUAUUUUUGAAUAAAUUUCAAGAUCUCGAAGGUGUUAAAAUCGACUUCGCUGAUAAAUACAACAAAUUAUUGCAAAACUUCAGUAAAGAACUCGAUAUUGUACGAAAGAUCUACGAAAAAAACAAAGAAGAUCCGCCAUUAGCACGAAACUUACCACCCACCGCUGGUCGAAUUAUCUGGGCACGACAAUUGUACAAACGAAUAAGCAUUCCAAUCAAAUUAUUGCAAGAGAAGAUGGAUUUAAACAAAAGUGAAGAUGGUAAAUUAGUCAUCAAAAAUUUCAACAAAAUUGCGGAAGCUUUACUUCAAUACGAAAUCUUAUUUUAUCGUAAUUGGGAGCGUACUAUCGAAUUGAUCAAGAAAGGUAUGCAAUCAAGUGUUUUCAUUCGACAUCCCGAAACCAAAGAAGAACACGUGAAUUUCGAUCCUCAAGUAUUGGAAAUGAUUAAAGAUGCUCAAUAUUUAUCCAAAUUAGGUUUGGACAUUCCCGAAGUAGCCACAACAUUACUUCGUCAAGAAGAUCAAAUUCGCCGUGCAAGUGUUCGUUUACAUGAACUAUUAAAUGAAAUCAAGCAAGCAUACGCAACUAUUCCGAAAGAUUUGUAUCCAUUAUUAAAACCACACCGAGAAAAAGUUGAAGAAGCACUACGGCCUGGUUUCGUGGCUAUUACUUGGUCAUCGUUAAAUAUUGAUGAAUUUAUUAAUAAUGUUCGACAAGAACUUGAACAAUUACGUGUUUUGAUCAAUGAUUGCACAAAUAUUGUCCAAUGUCGUAUUGAAAAUGCUUUGCAGACUAUUGCUGAAACUCAACUAUCAGAACCACAACCAGAUCCGAUCACACUAGAUGAAUUUUCGAAAUUAACCGAUGAAUCGUGUCAACAUGCUAUUAGUUCGAUCACACGACAAACCUUAUUGUGCGAAAAGGCUGUUCAAUAUCUCUUAGAAACGUUGAAAAAACGUUUGAAACCCAACGAACAAGCGCAAAUCAAAGAAACCGAGACUGAAUAUUACGAAUGCGCAUUGAAAUCCACAAUGCCAACGAAAGGCCAUGUGGCACGAUGCAAUGACUGUCAACCAUGUGCAUUCUUCAAUCUUCUAACUGUAUAUUGGAAUAAGAACAUUGAUGCUAUUGUUCAAUGCACGCGAAGUUCAUUGGAAACUAUUCGCAAACGUUUACAACAACCCAUUCGUUAUGUGGGAGAAGAAGUCAUACGUGAACAAGUGCGAAAUCCAUUAUUUCGUACGGAUAUUGUUUUAUCGAUUCCAAAUGUGCUUGUCAAACCAAGUUUGGAUGAUAUGCAAUCACAAUUGAAUAAAUCAGCGAAUACAAUGCUGAAAAUUGGACAGGACAUUCCAGAAUGGUUUCACGCGAAGAAACUUCGAGAAAUUUUAAUCAAGGAAAUCGAAAAACAAGCCUUGGAUGAAGGUGAAGAUGUGAAAUUAGCUGUUCAAUCAAAAGCACCAAAACCAUUACAUAAAAUCAUUGCCGAAAAUAACGAUGUCAAAAAAGUUGUUCUCUCACUCAAUUCUGCCAUUAGCACAUUCAAACCAGAUGUUCAAGACAUGAUGAAGAACUUCACUGGUUUUGCUGAAUUAUGGGAAAAAGAACCUGAACCGACUGUUAAAGCAUUUAUGGAAACUAAACCUUUGAUGGUUGACUUUGAAGCUCUCUUCAAACAUUACAAACGCAUGGAAACCGAUAUUGAUGAGUUUCCUCAAACUUUUCAAGUUGGUUCAAUUGUAUUUCACACUGAAAAUCUUAAACGUGGUCUAAAAACGGAAAUCAACAAUUGGAAGAUGGCGUACGCGAAAGCGUUGAACGAAAAAGCUGCCCAAGACAUGCAAAUGAUCUUCGAUAAAGUCGAAGAUAUUCAAAAACGUCUAACCCGUCCAUGCAAUGAUCUCGAUGAUGUUCGAACACACAUGGGUGCCUUAGCUGAAAUCCGUCAAAAUGAAAUUUUAAUCGAUCAAACCAUCACACCUGUCGAAGAAACAUACGCGAUGUUUAACAAAUACGAAAUCGCGUUUAACGAUGGCAAACCUGAACUCGUCGAUACUUUACAAUAUGCCUGGAAGAAAUGUUUACAGCAAGGUAAAGAAGUUCAAUCAAAUCUACUCGACAUUCAACCGAAAUUUAAACAAAAUCUUUUGGAUAAUGUGUCAACAUUUCAAAAUGAUGUUAACCAAUUUGCUGAUGAUUAUGCGAAGAAGGGACCGAUGGCUCGAGGUAUUCCACCUCGUGAAGCUAGUGAUCGACUAACGCUGUUUCAAGCGAGAUUUGAUGAAUUAUGGAGAAAAUUUGAAACGUACAGUGCCGGAGAAGAAUUAUUCGGUUUAUCAGUUACUGAGUAUCCAGAUUUACAACGAAUCAAACGAGAAUUAAGUUUGUUACAAAAACUCUACGGUCUAUACAAUAUUGUCAUCGAUACUAUCAAUGGUUACUAUGAUAUCGCAUGGGCCGACGUAGACAUUGAAAAAAUCAAUAAUGAUCUACUAGAUUUUCAAAACCGCUGUCGAAAAAUGCCCAAAGGUCUUAAAGAAUACGAAGCUUUCGAUGAAUUGAAAAAGACGAUCGAUGACUUCAAUGAAACUUGUCCGCUACUUGAAAUGAUGGCAAACAAAUCAAUGAAACCUCGGCAUUGGGAACGUAUUGCAACUACAACCAGUCACAAAUUCGAUAUUGAAUCAGAUAACUUUCUCCUACGUGAUAUCAUGGCUGCCCCACUACUGAAAUACAAAGAAGAUAUCGAAGAUAUUUGUAUAUCAGCAACAAAGGAAAAAGAUAUCGAAGCGAAACUCAAUCAAGUCGUUGCUGAUUGGGGAAAUCAGAACUUUCAAUUUAGUACAUUCAAAGCGCGUGGUGAACUUCUUCUCAAAGGUGAUUCGACCGGUGAAGUAAUCGCGCUUAUGGAAGACUCUCUCAUGGUCCUCGGUUCAUUGAUGUCCAAUCGUUACAACGCACCGUUCAAAAAGAAAAUUCAAGAAUGGGUGCAGAAAUUAACUUCAACAACGGAAAUCAUCGAAAAAUGGAUGGCAGUACAAAAUCUUUGGAUUUAUCUCGAAGCCGUCUUCGUCGGUGGUGAUAUCGCCAAACAACUACCAGCGGAAGCAAAACGUUUCGGAAAUAUCGAUAAAUCUUGGCAGAAGAUCAUGCAACGUGCACAUGAGAAUUUAAAUGUCGUUAGCUGUUGCACAGCCGAUGAUACUCUAGCGCAACUGUUACCACAUUUGUUCGAACAAUUAGAAUUGUGUCAGAAAUCAUUGACGGGUUAUCUCGAAAAGAAACGUUUGGUUUUUCCACGAUUUUUCUUCGUUUCUGAUCCAGCACUUUUGGAAAUUCUCGGUCAAGCCAGUGAUUCACAUACGAUUCAAAACCAUUUGUUGAGUGUCUUUGAUAACACGAAAACAGUUACAUUCGAUGAUAAGGUUUACGAUAAAAUCCUCGUCUUAAACUCUCAAGAAGGUGAACAAGUACCGUUGAAAGAUUCAGUCAUGGCUCAAGGUAAUGUCGAAGUUUGGCUGGGAGAUCUUUUGAAAGCUUCACGAGCAUCGUUGCAUAAAAUUAUUCGUGAUGGUGCGAUCGCCAUUCAAGAUACAGCGUUCAAUCUAAUGGAUUUUCUUAGUAGUUUUCCAGCUCAAGUCGGUUUACUCGGUCUUCAAAUGUUAUGGACACGGGAUGCUGAAAUUGCAUUGAAUAAUACAAAAGUCGAUCGUAAAAUUAUGCAAGAUACCGCAAAGAAAUUUCUUGAUAUCUUGAAUGCAUUGAUUACCAAAACCACAGAAGAUUUGUCGAAAUUAGAUCGUGUGAAAAUUGAAACAUUGAUUACCAUUCAUGUCCAUCAAAAAGAUAUCUUCGAUGAAUUAGUUAUCAAUAAAACUCGUUCACCACUUGAAUUCGACUGGUUGAAACAAUGUCGAUUCUACUUCGAUGAAGAUGCCGAUAUUUGCAGAAUUUCAAUUACCGAUGUCGAUUUUAAAUACAUGAAUGAAUAUUUGGGUUGCACAGAUCGUCUUGUCAUUACACCGUUGACUGAUCGAUGUUAUAUCACAUUGGCACAAGCUUUACACAUGUCAUUAGGUGGUGCACCUGCAGGACCUGCUGGAACUGGUAAAACCGAAACAACUAAAGAUAUGGGUCGUUGUUUGGGCAAAUUCGUUGUCGUAUUCAAUUGUUCGGAUCAAAUGGAUUAUCGUGGUCUCGGUCGUAUUUACAAAGGUUUAGCUCAAUCAGGAUCAUGGGGUUGUUUCGAUGAGUUCAAUCGUAUCGAACUGCCUGUACUUUCCGUCGCUGCUCAACAGAUCGAUAUUGUCUUACGUUGUAAAAAAGAGAAGAAACCUCAAUUUAUUUUCACUGAUGGUGAUAACGUCGAUAUGGAUACUGAAUUCGGUAUUUUCUUAACCAUGAUCGAUAUUGUCUUACGUUGUAAAAAAGAGAAGAAACCUCAAUUUAUUUUCACUGAUGGUGAUAACGUCGAUAUGGAUACUGAAUUCGGUAUUUUCUUAACCAUGAACCCUGGUUAUGCCGGUCGUCAGGAACUUCCCGAAAAUCUGAAAAUCAACUUUCGUACAGUCGCUAUGAUGGUUCCUGAUCGUGCCAUCAUCAUGCGUGUCAAAUUGGCCAGUUGCGGUUUUCUUCAAAAUAUCAAAUUGGCCAAGAAAUUCUAUACAUUAUACAAACUUUGCGAAGAACAGUUAACAAAACAGGUUCACUACGAUUUCGGUCUACGAAAUAUUCUAUCCGUCUUACGUACUUUGGGUGCGUUUAAACGUGAGAACCCAACCGAUUCUGAAGAAAAAACUAUGAUGCGUGUUCUGCGUGAUAUGAAUCUUUCAAAACUGAUCGAUGAAGACGAACCACUCUUCUUAUCUCUAAUUGAUGAUUUGUUUCCUGGUAUUCAACUUGAAACCAAAGGUUAUCCAGAAAUCGAAGGAGCUAUCAAAACACAGACUGAACAAGCACAACUAGUUCAUCAUGCACCAUGGGUAUUGAAAUUGAUUCAAUUGUAUGAAACACAACGUGUACGACAUGGUAUGAUGACACUAGGACCCAGUGGUGCUGGUAAAACCAAAUGCAUCACAAUUUUGAUGAAAGCUAUGACAGAAUGUGGUGCACCACAUCGUGAAAUGCGUAUGAAUCCUAAAGCUAUCACUGCACCACAAAUGUUCGGUCGAUUGGAUGUGGCAACAAAUGAUUGGACUGAUGGUAUCUUCUCUACUCUAUGGCGUCGAACAUUGAAAACGAAAAAAGGUGAUCAUGUUUGGUUGAUUCUCGAUGGUCCUGUCGAUGCCAUUUGGAUCGAAAACUUGAAUUCCGUCUUAGAUGAUAAUAAGACACUAACAUUAGCUAAUGGUGAUCGAAUUCCAAUGGCUCCAAAUUGCAAAAU